Messenger RNA from Tremella mesenterica DSM 1558, 342 nucleotides. RefSeq lists its product as uncharacterized. The transcript has 6 exons. The coding region runs from base 1 to 342 and encodes 113 amino acids. The record is from RefSeq and is a predicted model, not a curated record. NCBI's taxonomy places the organism in Eukaryota, Fungi, Basidiomycota, Tremellomycetes, Tremellales, Tremellaceae.
AUGAACGCACCGGGUUGGAGCAAUUGGGAAGCAGGAGACGGACCAGCUUUCCCAUUUGGAGAAGCCCCUCCUUCACCCGAUGCCAAAGCGGAUGAAAUUCCAGGUUAUGUCAAGAGAUUUGGGGCGUACUAUACAUUAACCGAGGGAGUGUUUUUACCAGCGGGAACCUUACUUCCUUUUGGUGCGAACUUUGCUCUUCAAGCGACAUUAGAUUUUGGGAUGCAUUUUCCUGCUGGUUCAAAAGUACCCGGAGGAUUCCUUUUGCCAGUUUCAGUAGUCAAGAAACCACCUCCUGCACCCGCACCGACUUUUCAAGAGAAUCCAGCUUGUGUCAUACAAUGA